Molecule: messenger RNA, 1389 nt
Organism: Trichoderma breve
Lineage: Eukaryota; Fungi; Ascomycota; Sordariomycetes; Hypocreales; Hypocreaceae
Product: SBF-like CPA transporter family (DUF4137) domain-containing protein
Exons: 5
Coding region: 1-1389 (462 amino acids)
Cellular component (GO): plasma membrane
Source: RefSeq, a predicted model, not a curated record
AUGGCUGCUACGACAUUAACGACAGCGAUGACGACAGUGACGACGACGACGGACAGGAGUAAUUGGAAGGAAAACAAAGCUCUGGUGUGGAUUUGGAAGGGAGUCGAGUUUGUGGCGGCGCAGUGGUUGCUCAUUGGAUUCGGCGUGGCAUGUGUGCUUGGAUGCUUCUUCCCACAUGUCGCAGAACAUGGGGGUGUCAUCAGAUCAGAGUAUAGCAUCCUAUAUGGUGCCGUGGCAAUUAUAUUUCUGAUCAACGGACUGCAGCUUCCUCCGGAUAAGUUGAAGCAGAACCUGACAAAUUGGAGGCUGCAUAUCAUGGUUCAGGGCUGCAGCUUUGUGAUUAUUCCUGUGAUUAUGCUGGCCUUUGUACACAUCUGUCUUGCGGCUGGCGCCCUCCGGCACGGCACUCCUUCUAUCCCCAUCAUCCUCGGCAUGCUCGCCACAGCCUGUCUCCCCACCACAAUCGCCUCCAACGUUGUCAUGACACGCUCAGCAGGAGGCGAUGAAGCUGCGGCCGUCAUCUCAGUAGUCAUUGGCAACACACUCGGCUCGUUCCUCACGCCAAUCUUGAUAUACGGCUUCAUACCGCGCGAUUCCGUCUUUGACAACUGGCGACCUGCGGACCCGAGUACCCUGGGCGACAUGUAUGCCAACGUGGCCAAGCAGCUUGGCUUGAGCGUCUUGUUACCCCUGGCAGUGGGACAGGCGGUGAGGUGGUGGAAGGGGGAUCUUGUAGCAAAGGUGCUGAGGGUGACGAUGUUGGGAAAGCUACCGGCUGUUUGCUUGAUACUGCUAGUAUGGACCACAUUUUCAGGCGCAUUCGGCACUGGUGCGCUCUACAAGCUAUCUAAAGAAGACGUCAUCUUCAACGUCUUCAUUAAUAUCGGCCUCUACAUGAUCUUCACCCUCAUCUGCUUCUACCUCGCUCGCCCACCCGCCUUUCUCGCAACAUACGUCAACCCUCAUGUCAAGGAAUCUCGUCUGCCCGAAUGCGUCAAACGUAUAGUCUCUGUUAAGAAAAUGUCUAAGGAACAGACCAUUGCCGUGUGCUUUUGCGGAGCGGCGAAAACGACAAGCUUGGGUAUCCCUUUGGUAACGUCCAUGUGGAACCAGGCGGAUGAUUUGACAAGGGCGUUUAUCACGAUUCCAGUUUUGCUUUAUACAAUUGAACAGGUCUUUAUGGCUCAAGGUCUAGUCUAUUAUUUUAGAUGGUAUUUACGACGCGAUCGAAAACCAGGUGCUAGUAAUGCAGGGAUUGUUGAUGAGGAGCAACCUGCGACAACAGGAGAUCACGAAAGCGAUAUAACGGCUCAUGAUAAUGAUGAUAACGAGGAAGAAAGAGUGCCGGUAGAAAGGGUUGAAGAGAAAGACACUGUGAAAAGCGGAUAG